UUGUUCCAGUGUACUUCCCUAAAGGAAAAUGCUCAUUCUAGAAGCGAUGGGGAUCCUGAAGUGCAGAAGGAAGUGUUUUCCACUCAGCUGGAUCUUGCGAAACAUUUCGAUCUUCCCAUCGUUAUUCAUUGUCGAUCCGGACCCAGAGGGACUUUCGAUGCAGAAGAGUCUUGCUUGGAAGUGUUGGAGAAAACGGGAAUAUCCGGUUUUCAUAAUAUCCAUCGUCACUGUUUCACUGAAAAUUGGGAUGUGGCGUGCAGAUGGUUGAGGAAAUACCCUAAUAUGUGUUUUGGUUUCACAUCAAUAAUAUCAUCCUGGGAACAAAAUGAAAAAGAGAAGUAUGAAGUUUUGAAACGACUUCCUCUACGAAAAAUUCUGUUGGAAACGGAUGCUCCAUACUUCAGGCCCAACCAGUAUGACUGCGUCAAAGGUGGCAAGAAUCUUUGUCAUUAUGAUAAAAUAUCGUUCCCGCCAAUGGCGGUGAACGUCGCGUUUGUGAUUGCGAAGGCCAAGAAUUUGGAUGUGAAUGAAGUCAUCCGGGAGACCACGAUGAACGCCAAAUUAUUUUACCGCAUCAUGAAUUAUGAUGAGUUAUGA
This is a messenger RNA of Cooperia oncophora, 597 nucleotides long. Lineage: Eukaryota; Metazoa; Nematoda; Chromadorea; Rhabditida; Trichostrongylidae. The record is from the annotation of a GenBank genome assembly.